AUGACUCGUGCAACACGUAACCAAGCAAUGGUGGAGGAACAGGCCGGCCGCCGCGUGACAAGGAGGACGUCUCAACAGAUAAAUAGGGAGAGCGGUGGCGGCGCUAAAAAAACUAAUGCGUCCGUCGCGCGUGGCAUUGGGCAGAAAAAAGCGGCGCCAAAAAAGGUCGAGCGCGGUCAAGAGGAGUCCGGCAAGAAAGCGGAAGACAAGGGGCCUAAACCAACGCCACGCAAGCGUGUUUCUACAGUGCGCAAAGAAGCAAAUGUUGCCUCUGCUGGAACCGAGCCCGGUCCGAGUAACGACGGCAACACUGGCGGCAACAAAGAUCCGGGGCGAGGGAGCGUGAGUCUUGCAGUCCCGUCGGCGGAGAUAGAGGGAUCGGCGACAGGGGGAAACCACGGAGGCGAUCCCCGCGCCGAGCAUGCCGCAACCAAGGAGUCCGAGGCGGUGGCAUCGCAACACCAUCUGACGCUGCUCCAGCCGACCGUGGUCGAAGUUUCUGCAGCCGUGCUGGAUAAGGACAAGGUGGGGGAGCACGAGUCGGAGGGGCAGGUCGGUGGCUCUCCUCCUUCUGGUGGACGGGGGAGGCGUAGGCAGAGGAGGAGCGAUGGGGAGGACGAUUAUGACACCGCCGUGCCUGGGGACCUCACCACGCGGGCGAAGAGGCGGCAGACGAUAGGUAGUGCUGACGACGCCGGAGGCGCGGAAGAGGAGGAGGAUGCGGAGGAAGAGGAGGAUGAAGAGGAUGCGGAGGAGGAUGACGCGGAUGAUGGGGAGGAUGAAAAAGAUGAGAAUGAUGGUGGGGAGGACGAAAAGGAGGAGGAGGAGGAGGAGGAGGAGGAGGAGGAGGAGGAGGAGGAGGAGGAGGAGGAGGAGGAGGAGGAGGAGGUGGUGGUGGAGGAGGAGGAGGAGGAGGAGGAGGAGGAGGAGGAGGAGGAGGAGGAGGAGGAGGAGGAGGAGGAGGAUUAG
This is a messenger RNA of Closterium sp. NIES-65, 969 nucleotides long. Lineage: Eukaryota; Viridiplantae; Streptophyta; Zygnematophyceae; Desmidiales; Closteriaceae. The record is from the annotation of a GenBank genome assembly.